Messenger RNA from Erpetoichthys calabaricus (reedfish), 927 nucleotides. RefSeq lists its product as uncharacterized. Bases 1 to 927 code for a protein of 308 amino acids. The record is from RefSeq and is a predicted model, not a curated record. Gene Ontology annotation, molecular function: ubiquitin-protein transferase activity. NCBI's taxonomy places the organism in Eukaryota, Metazoa, Chordata, Cladistia, Polypteriformes, Polypteridae. The transcript has 6 exons.
AUGAGGCAGAGAUUGUCCGGGCUCCCUGGUUGUCCCCCAGGCAUGGCUGACCCGGCCUUGGCCCCUCAGCAACCACCCAAGGAAAGCACAGAAAAUUUUUCUAAGUCCCCCUCACCCCCAAGUGCUUUCAGGAGGGGUACCAGGCCAAGACGGAUUUUGUCCAGGAUCCCUGGUUCUACUGUAGGCACAGCAGAAUCCCCAAAAACAAUCAGUGGCCCCUUAGGACUUCCGCUUGGCCUCCCAGGACGCCUGAUGGCAGCCAAACUAGUAAUAUACAGAAACAUAUCGGCUGCGACCAAACUUCCAAGAAGAGUACCGGGACGCUCUUCAGACUUAGCAGAACAAGGUCAAGGGGAUGAGACUGACAAUGAAGUUAUUAUUCAACCAAGAUGGAGCAUGAAUAGAGACAACUUAGAAGACACCUUGCCAUUAUGUCAUAGUUCACCAAGAGAGGAAUCUAAGCCUGACCAACAAAAGAUUUCAGUCCCAAUUAGUGAAAAGCAAUUAGACAAAUGCACCACAGAAACAUCCACAAGUUCAUCAUCCCUGACUGGGUCACAGUGCUACAGCAACUACGUAGACUUUUAUUCACCCAUUGUCAUUGAGGACAAGGAAAACUCCUCUGAAGAAGAGUCUGAAAACAUAGUAAGUAUUAAAGAUCCAUCAGUUGAUGUGAAAGCAAUUUUGUCUGAUCUGGCCAUGCAAAUACUACCUAAUAAAGUUUCAAAAUUCAAUAUAAACAGAGGAGAUCUUUGGGAAGGAGCCCUGCGUGGAUUUAAGAGACAGUCCUAUGAUCCGACUUACACAAUGCUGGUGAAAUUUACAGAUGAUUACGGUGUAAAUGAAGAUGGAAUUGAUGCCGGUGGCCCAAAAAAGGGAAUUUCUACAGUUGUUGAUGUGUCACAUAAAAUGACACAGUUUACUUGA